Molecule: messenger RNA, 2777 nt
Organism: Thalassophryne amazonica
Lineage: Eukaryota; Metazoa; Chordata; Actinopteri; Batrachoidiformes; Batrachoididae
Gene: metrn
Product: meteorin, glial cell differentiation regulator
Exons: 4
Coding region: 173-1087 (304 amino acids)
Biological process (GO): positive regulation of axonogenesis; glial cell differentiation
Molecular function (GO): hormone activity
Source: RefSeq, a predicted model, not a curated record
GCCUCUUAUCACACACACACACACACACACACCAAACUAUGGAGCCGAUCAAACACACACUUAUUUAAUUCAUGAAGAAAUCUUUCUCCCAAACCUGUCGUACAUCGCAGUUUGGGACUAAUUUGUUCUUUUUAACCCUCGUUUCCUUUUUUCUUCUUCCCCUCUGUUUAAAAUGGUUUGUGUGGGCGACUGGAUCUACAUUAUUUGGAUUUUACUCUUUUCCAUUUUUGAUGCGGUUCUCUCGAGUUAUUCUGAAGAUCAGUGCAGCUGGAGAGGAAGCGGUUUGUCCCAGCAGCAGGGCAGCGUAGAGCAGAUCUCCCUGCACUGCUCUGAGGGAACCCUGGACUGGUUAUACCCUCAAGGGGCUCUGCGCCUCACUCUGUCACCUCGCCUGCCGUCUGUGGCAGUAGGACCCAGCGGUAGCAGCUCAGGCCUCAUCACAGCCUGUGUUAAACCUUCCGAACAGUUCCACGGAGCCCAACUGUACCUGGAGAGAGACGGGGUCUUGGAACUCCUCGUAGGAGACCGCCCAGAGUCCUCCCCACCGCCGAGGGUGCGCUGCUUCAGCCGUUUGCCUGGGGAGAGAGUGGCCCUUUUUUUGCAAGCCACACCCCAUCAGGAUAUCAGCCGGCGUAUUGCCUCCUUUCACUACGAGCUGAGAGGGGAUUGGUCUGCCCGCCUGUCACUCGACUCCACCUCCAUCAGCAGUGAAGAUGCCUGCAGACCCUGCAACAACACUGAGAUUCUGAUGGCAGUCUGUACCAGUGACUUUGUGGUGCGUGGAAACAUUCAGUCAGUGGAGGAAGACGAGAAUCUACGUGCGGCAGUGAUUAAGGUCAGCGCCACGCGGGUGUUUCGUCAGAAAUACGCCCUAUUCACUGGCACCAGUCGGUUGAGGAACCAGGGCGAGAUUAGAACUUUGCUGCAGUGUGGCGUCAAACCAGGACCGGGCAGCUUUCUUUUCACUGGUCGAGCCCAUUUUGGGGAGGCGUGGUUAGGCUGCGCUCCUCGAUACAAAGACUUCCAGCGGACUUACACCACAGCCAAAGCGGCCCAGCAGAUACCCUGUGAACUGCCUGUAGACUGAGUGAGAAACUUUCCGUCAGCUCGUCUGCCGCGUAGAAUCAAGGCUGUGCGGGAAGCCAGCCUCCUCCCGGGCUGCCAGAACUUCUUGGUAACACGGUUAGGAAGACGUCAUGGUGCACAAGCUUUGGCUGGGUUAGCCACGGCACCACCGGCGGAUGGCAUCUUCCGAAAGGACUUAAGAUCAGUGCAAUAUGCAAUCACCUGGUCCAAAAGACCCGGUGGAGUCACGAAGUUUGGGAUAUGGUAAAAAUGAAGAUUUUGGCAUUAGACAAAUGUGACAACAUUAUGCAGUUUCAGCUGUUUUAAAAAGCUUUGGUAUAAAUUGAUACCAUCAGUCCAUGCGUGGUGACUGUUAUGACUUUGGAACUCAGGAAUAUCUCUAAAAAGUUCUGCUGCGACACAUCCAGGUCAGAUGGGGUGAUCCAGGAUUUUUUUUUCCCCCCCACAGUGUUUUAGUGAUUGCAACAAAACGCGUGGUCAACUGUUUUAAGCAGCCGGCUGGAGGCAACUGAGCACCUAAUCACGUUUUUAGUGGCUGGAUCAUUACUGGAGCCAUCCUCAAUUGAAGAGAUUAGAAAAGGGCCACGUGAUAGGAAUAAUAUUUGCACUGAAAAGGAUAAGGGAAUGAUCUGGAAAGUGCAAAGCUGCAAGCACUGAAAACCAAAAAAAGAAGAAAAUAGAAUUUUUAAGAAAUAAAGCAACUAUAUGUAGCAUAGAGAAGUGAACAAGAAUUUAAUAUAUGUACAGAUAAUGUGAGCACGGAGCAUCACAAAGCUAACUGAGGAUUUUCGCGGCUAGAAGCAGUGCUGGAAGCACUUUUCUGUUAUUGUCAGCUCAGACUUUUAUUUCAGGAGAUUGUAAUAAAAUUAGGGAUGUCCCGAAUCAGUCUCAAAGAUCAAUAUCGAGGCUGAUCAAGGCAUUUUUUGACUGACUGGUAUCAGUGUUAUUCAACACGAGUUGGAGUCGUCUAUGAUCCAUUUUCUAAGUAACGUGUCGACAAAGCUGAUGGCCACUGCUCUAUUCAAUGCUUGCUAACAAGCAACAUCAUGGCGUGUUUUAAAAACAUAUCUAUGCUCUGCUUCGCUUCAAAUAUGUACCAAGUCUGUUGGAGGCUGUCUGGCUUCGUGUCCAGUCUUUUGGCCUCAAUGUCAAGUUUAAAUUGUUGCUUGAAAGUGCACCAACUGCUGUCAACUUUCCUUGUUAGCUUCAGGUUCUGCAGUGGCUUAAAAUCAUCCAUUAUCAUGGCGCUUUUCAUAAUUCGCUUCCACAUUGUACCCAUCAGAGAACAAUACAGAAAUAGUGAUGCAUCAAUAAAAAUUGUAAGCAUUCAAGUUUUUUUUAUUAUUAAUUUUAAAUGGUUGUUGAUGAUAGAGUCUUAUUUUGUCAACAUCCAAAAUUAUUUUUCUCCUCCAGCAUCUCCUUGCCUGCGCAACAACUUGGUCGAAAUGAUCACGUACAAACCCUCAACCAAUCAUCACACAACCGCUAGUCAGAUUUAAUCCAAGAUGGCGCUAUAUCCACUUUGCAAUCGAAAACUGUGUUUCAAUCGAGACCAUCUUUUUAAUAGGCGGGGUAAAAAACGUUUUAAAAAAAGAGAGAGAAGAGGCUGGACACUCCAGACCUAACAUUACUGACACGUAGUGGAAAGAAGUAAAAAAAAAAAAACUCUUGCGCCUUUCUUUGAAGUUAAU